GUUCCAUCACCUAUUAUUUUAGUCAUCCAGUGAGAAGUGAUGGUAUAAAAAAUAUUGAAAAAUGUUAAACAUAUAAAUAAAUAAAAAAUUUCUUGAAAUUUGUGCAUUCCAUACAUAUAAAAUGUAAAAAAUUAAUUUUUUAAGCAUUAAUUGUAUUUUUUUCUUUUUAAGCAUUACAACACAAUAAAUAAGCAUAAUUCAUAGUUAGAGCUUAUUUCAAAACAAAGGAAGAUGACGGUGACAACAACAACAACAUUGAAUCUCCCUAUCAUAGACCUCUCCUCACCUGAUCCUAUUUCCACAGCCAAUUCAAUCCGUCAGGCAUGUGUUGAGUAUGGUUUCUUUUACCUUGUGAACCAUGGUGUUGAUGAGGAUUUUAUGAAACAAGCAUUUGAGGAGAGUGCAAAGUUCUUCUCACUUCCAAUCGAACACAAAAUUAAGUUGAAUCGCAAGGAGUACAGAGGUUAUACUCCUCUCUAUGCUGAGAAACUUGACCCUUCUUCACUCUCCAAAGGUGAUCCAAAAGAGAGCUUUUACAUUGGCCCUUUAACAGAUACCACAAGUGUGCAUCUGAAUCAAUGGCCUUCUGAGGAAUUACUCCCAAAUUGGAGACCCACAAUGGAAUCCUUAUUUUGGAAAAUACUGUCAGCUGGCAAAGAGUUGUUGUCUCUAAUCGCCCUAUCUUUGAAUCUCGAUGAAAAUUACUUUGAAAAGAUCAGUGCCUUAAAUAAACCAGAAGCUUUUCUCCGCCUUCUGCGCUAUCCAGGUGAAUUGGGAUCUAGUGAAGAGAUUUGUGGUGCCUCUCCUCAUUCAGAUUAUGGCAUGAUCACACUCCUAAUGACCAAUGGUGUGCCAGGAUUGCAGAUAUGCAAGGAGAAGUUGAAGCAACCUCAGGUAUGGGAGGAUGUGUCUCAUGUAGAAGGGGCCAUAAUUGUGAACAUUGGGGACAUGAUGGAGAGAUGGACUAAUUGUGUAUACCAGUCAACACUUCAUAGGGUGAUGCCAACAGGAAAAGAACGCUAUUCGGUGGCAUUCUUCAUGGAUCCACCCUCAGACUGUGUAGUGGAGUGCUUUGAGAGUUGCUGCAGUGAAUCAUCUCCACCCAGAUUCCCUCCAAUACGUAGUGGGGACUACUUGAAUGAGAGGUUCAAGCUCACAUAUGAUUCUGAGAAAAAUCUUAAAUGCUCUAUCUAAGUCAAACAACUAAAGGUGCACGUUCACACAAUCCGUUUCACACAGAAAACAAUCCCAACAAUCUCAGCUAUCACACAGAAAAACAAAGUUCAUGGUUACAGCAGGAAAUUCAACUCCAUUUAUAUCGCACGCGUAUAUAUGCUUUUUUUAGAGUUUAAUUAUCAUGCGCUGUCGGUGUAAAGAUUCUUUAAGCAUACAUUCAAUAAUGUGUUGCCAGAUAUUUAAUGAAUGUGACACAUCAUGUGUUUUUAAAUAUCAUACAUGAUGUGUCAGUAUAGUAUUGAAUGCAUGUGUAAAAUAAUUUUACACUGACGGUGUAUAUAAAUUAAUUUUUUUUUGUAUUCCUCCCAAUAAUGAAUCAUAUAUUCAUAUAUGAUCAAAAGUUAUAAAUAUGUUUGGUAUUAUUAUUGAAUUUUGUGAAUAACUUUGUUUUUAACUCUUAGUGGAGCUUAAAAAUAAAGACUGAUGGUUUGCAUGAGCCUCAAAAUUUAUAUUGCAUGUAAUAUACAGAAAUUUAAAUUUGAAUUCUUUUUUUUUGUCAAGAAAUUUAAAUUCUUAUACA
This is a messenger RNA of Trifolium pratense (red clover), 1756 nucleotides long. RefSeq names its product 2-oxoglutarate-Fe(II) type oxidoreductase hxnY. The record is from RefSeq and is a predicted model, not a curated record. Lineage: Eukaryota; Viridiplantae; Streptophyta; Magnoliopsida; Fabales; Fabaceae. The coding region runs from base 232 to 1194 and encodes 320 amino acids. The transcript is spliced from 11 exons.